Molecule: messenger RNA, 315 nt
Organism: Staurois parvus
Lineage: Eukaryota; Metazoa; Chordata; Amphibia; Anura; Ranidae
Source: the annotation of a GenBank genome assembly
CAAAUCAGCCACUUCAAGAUAACAAACAAAUUAUUCAUCGACAGAUUGGAUAUAAUUGAUGUGGAUGUUGGAAAUUUUACCCCAUUGGCAGCAGAGGGUCAGCAACUCUUCAUCAAUUCACAAGCCAUAACGUGGAAACACAACCACCAGGUCCCGGUGUCUGAGUGCUCUGAACAUUGUUUACCAGGAAGCAGAAAAAAACUGAGAUCAACAAAAUAUCCGUGCUGUUAUGACUGCAUUCCAUGUUCAGAAGGAGAAAUAUCUAACGAUACCGCAGCUGAAAGCCAACAUCUCCUGCUCCAGCUGCAGCAGUGA